UAUUCUCAUCGAUGAAUGAAUGAAUUUCGGCGAAAACACAGUUGCGUAGUUUCGAGAAAUUUGGCGAGAUAAGAAAUUUACACAGAUCAGUUUAGUAAAGACUCGCGACAGACAGUGAAUGGCGGUCAAGCCAAAUGUGGGAGUGGGAUUCUAGUUUCUUUUUAGAGAUAGUGUCCUCUGCCAUCUAAACCGUAAACGAGCUGACCGAGCUCGGUCGAGAACGAUUUGGAUUACCGUGCGUGUGUGUGGCCGUCCGCCGUGGGAACAAACGUCAACGAACUUGGUUGUGUUUUUGCGCGCUCUCUGUGUAGUGUGGAGCGUUCACUUUGAUGUGGUCACCGUGUGAACCAAACGUGCUUGGAAAGUACAAUGGAGCUUUCUGAUUGAUGUAAACAAAAUGAUAACUGUUGUUGCGGUUGAAAGAAAGAACAUAACUGCGUAGAGUGCAACUUUGCAAGAUUACAUUGGAAUAGUUGCUAACAACUUUAACAUGCCUUUGUUGAACGCAGAACCCGAAGACACCUUGGAGGUCUCCCCCAACCCCAAAUCCCUGGUGCAGAGGCUGGAGAUCCCAGCCAACUUCCAAGAAAUUGACACAGAUGCUAAGAAGUCCUCACUGGGAUGCUCAACGGUCAAAUACGGUGAACUGGUCAUUCUAGGGUACAAUGGCUGUUUGCCUUCAGGCAACCGAGGCAGACGGAGGAGUCGCUUCGGUCUGUUCAAGAGAGAGACAGCAAAUGGCGUCAAGCCAGACAAACAGUAUGAAGUCAGUCCACAGAAAGGGGGACAGAGCCCCAAGAAAGGCAAGCACACAAUAGCCUACACAUUAUCAAGACAUCAGACAGUGGUUGUUGAAUAUUCAUCAGACAACAACACUGACAUGUUCCAGAUUGGUCGUUCCACCGAGCCCGUCAUCGAUUUCGUCGUCAUGGACACGGUACCGGGCGCCAAGUCGCAGGAAGAGUGUACGGUAGCGGAGAGUACGAUAUCCAGGUUUGCUUGUCGUAUCAUCUGUGAUCGGGACCCACCGCACGCGGCAAGGAUCUAUGCGGCUGGAUUCAAUUCCUCUAACAAUAUCUUCCUUGGGGAGAAAGCAUGUAAAUGGAAGACAGAAUUUGGCAUGGAUGGACUGACGACAAACGGUGUUCUCAUCAUGAGACCUAGGGGUGGGUUCCAGUCCGAUGCUAGGCCCGGUGUCUGGAGGGAGGUCUCUGUAGGUGGAAAUAUCUACUCGUUACGAGAGACUAGAUCAUCACAACAAAAAGGAAAACUGAUUGAUGAUGAGGACAACAUUCUUGAAGAUGGCACACUCAUUGAUCUGUGCGGUGCCACGUUACUAUGGCGAUCAGCAACUGGUCUACUCAAAACACCAACCCAGAAGCAUCUUGAGCUGUUACGACAAGGCAUCAAUGACAGCAGGCCACAAUGUCCUAUUGGCUUCAACACACUCGUCCUCCCUAAACAUAGACAUACUUCCAAGAUUGUAGAUGAGAACUCCAAGCAGCCUUAUGCUUACCUCAAAUGUGGUCACGUCCACGGAUAUCAUCAGUGGGACAGUAAGAGUACACAACAGAAGAUGGAGAGAACGUGUCCCAUGUGUAGGGAGGCCGGUUCCUACGAACCUCUCAUCAUGGGCAAUGAGCCUAGCUUCUAUGUCGACUCAGGCAACCCAACGCAUGCAUAUGUUCCCUGUGGUCACGUGUGUUCUGAAAAAACAGUCAAAUACUGGUCGCAGGUACCCCUCCCGCAUGGUACCCAUGCAUUCCAAGCUGCCUGUCCAUUCUGUGCAAUGCCUCUCUGCGGGGAUACCGGUUACAUCAAGCUCAUCUUCCAGGAAGCUAUCGACUAAACUCUUACGGAAGGAUGAUCAAAUCCAGACAUGACAAUCAGGGUGAUUUAAAAACAAACAGAAGAAACAAUCCCUCCACAAUGCCAACCAAAGUUGUAAUUGUUUACAAGCCGGUCUUGGGUCAGGUCUCACAUAACAAACUUAAAUUCAACAAGUUCGGGUGCGAACUAAAAUGUACAAUAGUUCUUACUUGACUCGAACGAAGUUCUUGUCAACUGUAUGGAAGUUCCAUUGCCGGUUACCAGUAGCUGUGCGCAUCAUGAAGCAACAGAAAAGUGUCGUGAUGACGUUUUGGCCAUCGUUUGGCUAGAGGCGUUCGCGUGUUGCUAUUGGUGCGCAGGCGUACGUUACGUCACAAAUCAAGCACUAGUUGACUAAUGGUCCUUGCCUGAACUGGCUCCAAGUUGGUCACUGGCCGGGUUUUGUUUGUUUGGCACUGUGGUGCAACCUCACGCUGCAUAGUACGCCAUAGAGAAAACAUGCGAAUAAGUUGGCUCCAGUUACCUAUUAGAUGCUUUAUAACCCAACAGAUGAUAAUUACGUAGUGCUGCACUAGUGCAUAUCGAUGGUGCCAACAGACAAAACACGACUAACAACUUGUCAUCAUAAUGCCUUUGAGAAAGACACCUUUUCAGUUUUUUAUGUUGGACAAAGAAAUUGACUGGAGCGGGGUUUGAACCUGUGACCUCCGGAUUGCCGUUCCGGUGCUCUACCAACUGAGC
This is a messenger RNA of Patiria miniata (bat star), 2571 nucleotides long. RefSeq names its product E3 ubiquitin-protein ligase pellino homolog 1-like. The record is from RefSeq and is a predicted model, not a curated record. Gene Ontology annotation, molecular function: protein binding; ubiquitin protein ligase activity. The transcript has 11 exons. Gene Ontology annotation, biological process: regulation of Toll signaling pathway; protein polyubiquitination. The coding region runs from base 491 to 1849 and encodes 452 amino acids. Lineage: Eukaryota; Metazoa; Echinodermata; Asteroidea; Valvatida; Asterinidae.